GAACAAGCCCUCUCUCGCUUCCUGCUCGUAGAGGGGCAAAGCGUCCUCCUUCUCCUCUCAGAAGGGGUGGGGAACAAUCAAUGCGGGAGCGAGGAGGGCCCUAGUUCUCUUCUUAACCGCUGGCUCCAGCCCUGGGGCAUGCACGCGCACCACGACGCUGUUCUCCGGCGGCGGAGACACCCUCGCUUUCCCCAUCCCAAGGAGGUCUUCCUCUCCCUGUCCUCUUUGCCUGAGACGGAAGACGACCAGGCGGGGAAGGACGAAAGGCAGGAAGAGGAGAAGGACCCGGGCUUCUCCUUCGUCUAUCCCUACGGUUGCUCCCUGUCCGUUGCGCCCCCUGCGAAGGUCCUGCUCUCCUCCGGCCCUUACUCUUAUCCCGCCCACCGCCCAGUGCUGGCCGCCUGGGAGGGUCGUGCGGAGGGAGAGGACGGAGGGGAGGGGAAGGGUGCGGGAAGGCGGGAGGAGGCGGGGAAGGAAGAAGAGAAGAGGUUGAAUGAAGGGGAAAGGGGCAAAGGUCGAGGAGGGGGAGGUGCAGGUGGAGGAGGAGGGAGGAGAGGAGGGCGGCUGGUUGUCCUGGGCGCGGUGGACAUGUGGACCGACGCGUGGCUCGACCAAGAGGACAAUGGCUGGCUCGCGGAUGUGAUUUUCCGGGUAGGGGCAAGAAAGGCGCCGGAGGGGGAGGGGGAGGGGAAGGAAAGGGGGGGGGAAGGCUGGCACCACUCACGUCCUCUUGUCCUCCCUCGUUCCCAGUGGCUGCUCCAUCGCGAGCCGGACGCGGAGUCCAGCGCCCCUCCCUCUAACUUGGGUCAAGCCAGUUUUAGCCAUGACCGUUCCCCCUCCCGGCUUGCUCAGCUCCUCUUCUGUGGGGACGCGAGGCCAGAGCAGGAGCGGGCGCAUGACCCCGCCCUCCCUCCCGCCCUCCCUCCCUCCCUACAACCACGCUUGUGCACCCCACGUGUCCGAGACCUCGCGCAGCAGCUUCGACCGUGUCUUCAGGGAAAAAUGUACUCUACGCCGCAAAGUCACGUCGAUCUCAACAACCUGCUCAACCCUCCCGAUGAAGGAGGACGGGAAGGAGGGCGAGGGAGAGGGAAAGCAGGCGUUCCCCCUGGAGAGGAACCGCCUUUGUACGCACUGCGACCAAACACGCUGCUCCCAGAAGUCCUCGCAACGCACCACGCUCUGGGUCUGGAACCAGAGCACCCGUUGAGGCCCGUGGCGCCGGAGUUCGUGUUUGCGUCGCCACGGACCCAAUUGGCGCGUCUCUUCCACAAAUGUGCCUCGAGCAGGUUGGAAGGGGCAAAAGAAGGAUCCAGGGAGGAUUUGAGCUAUUUUGUGCGCGAGGCUGCUGAGAUCGUUGGCCUGCACGAUUUAUCCUCCUCCGAGUCCGCCUCCGGUGGGAAGGAGCUCGAGGCGGGAAAAGAGGAGGAGGACGCAGCCAAGAAUACGCUGGCCGUGCUUGUGGAGCAGCUCGCCCGUUGGAAAGGAAGAGGGGGGUCGGGGUAAAGCGAGGAGUCGGGAGGCAGAGUGCGGUGGGAUCAGCAGGGGGU
Nannochloropsis gaditana CCMP526 is the source of this 1550-nucleotide messenger RNA. RefSeq names its product intraflagellar transport protein 52. The annotation marks the transcript as partial. Gene Ontology annotation, biological process: cilium assembly; intraciliary transport. Gene Ontology annotation, cellular component: intraciliary transport particle B; cilium; centriole. The record is from RefSeq and is a predicted model, not a curated record. The transcript has 5 exons.